AAUCCCAGAUCUUUCUUUUUCUCUGGCUCUCUUUGGUCAGCUCAUCAGCCAAGCCAGCCACUAUGCCGACUGAUGCCCAAACUGAUGCUCGCUCCUUCUUGAGCGAGGAAAUGAUUGCGGAGUUCAAGGCUGCCUUCGACUUGUUUGACACAGAUGGAGGCGGUGAUAUCAGCACCAAGGAGUUGGGUCAAGUCAUGAGAAUGUUGGGUCAGAACCCAACCAGAGAAGAACUGGAUGCCAUUAUUAUAGAGGUUGAUGAGGAUGGCAGUGGAACCAUCGACUUUGAGGAGUUCUUAGUCAUGAUGGUGCAGCAGCUGAAAGAGGACCAGGCUGGAAAGUCAGAUGAGGAGCUGUCGGAAUGUUUCCGUGUGUUUGACAAGAAUGGGGAUGGGUGGAUUGACCGUGAGGAGUUUGGUGACAUCAUGCGCGCCACUGGAGAACCAUUGAUGGAGGAAGAAGUGGACGAAUUGAUGGCUGACGCAGACACAAACAAAGAUGGCAAGAUCGAUUUCGAUGAGUUUCUGAAAAUGAUGGAGAACGUCCAGUAAGAGAAAAAACACAUUCCUUCAUGCCCCAUUCUUGACAAGAGGCUGUGGUGAAAAAACAGAGAACUAACACCUUGGAUACUAAUGAAAGAAGAAUGAAGAUUGUAGGAAAAUCAGCAGCCGAUGGUGAUAAAUCGACCAUAUAUUCUACUGUCAACACUUUUCUGGAGAUGGCUGCUGGUGGACAUCUAUAAAUAGCUAUGUGAAACCCUUGAAGUGGACAGCUAACACCCCCCCCCCCCCCCCUUCCCCAAUCUACUCCCAUUCCUCCUCCUCCCAAUGCACCCUUGAGACUUUCCCUCCCACCCCUUGCCCCUCUCUCUCAGCUGUCUUCUUCCACACCUGCUCCUUCUGGAAAGAUACCCGCCUACCCCAUCCCACCCCUUAUUUGAGUCUCCUCUUGGGCCCUCAUCGUGUGCCCCACCCUCUGUAAAAUGUUUCAAAAUAAACCAGCUUCCAUCUUUGCCUCAGAA
Messenger RNA from Alosa alosa (allis shad), 1018 nucleotides. Its product is annotated as troponin C, skeletal muscle. The record is from RefSeq and is a predicted model, not a curated record. The transcript has 6 exons. Lineage: Eukaryota; Metazoa; Chordata; Actinopteri; Clupeiformes; Clupeidae. Bases 63 to 548 code for a protein of 161 amino acids. Gene Ontology annotation, molecular function: calcium ion binding. Gene Ontology annotation, cellular component: myosin II complex.